Molecule: messenger RNA, 756 nt
Organism: Trichoderma aggressivum f. europaeum
Lineage: Eukaryota; Fungi; Ascomycota; Sordariomycetes; Hypocreales; Hypocreaceae
Exons: 4
Coding region: 1-756 (251 amino acids)
Biological process (GO): ubiquitin-dependent protein catabolic process; proteasomal protein catabolic process
Cellular component (GO): nucleus; cytosol; proteasome core complex
Source: RefSeq, a predicted model, not a curated record
AUGUCCCGCCGUUACGAUUCCCGCACCACCAUCUUCUCCCCCGAGGGCCGGCUGUACCAGGUCGAGUAUGCACUGGAGGCCAUUUCCCACGCCGGCACCGCCAUCGGCAUCCUCGCCAAGGAUGGAAUUGUGCUGGCCGCCGAGCGAAAGGUGACGUCGAAGCUGCUGGAGCAGGACACCUCAGCAGAGAAGCUCUACGUGCUGAACGACAACAUGAUUUGCGCAGUAGCAGGCAUGACCGCCGACGCCAACAUCCUCAUCAACUACGCCCGCCAGGCCGCCCAGCGGUACCUCCUCACCUACAACGAAGACAUCCCCUGCGAGCAGCUGGUGCGCAAGCUGUGCGAUCUGAAGCAGGGCUACACACAGCACGGUGGUCUGCGGCCGUUUGGCGUCUCCUUCAUCUACGCCGGCUGGGAUCCCCGGAGACAGUUCCAGCUGUACCUGAGCAACCCCUCAGGAAACUACGGUGGGUGGAAGGCCACCAGCGCGGGCGCCAACAAUGCCAGUGCGCAGAGUCUUUUGAAGCAGGACUACAAGGAGGACUGCUCGCUUCAGGAGGCCUGCGGCGUGGCCGUCAAGGUUCUCAGCAAGACCAUGGACUCUACCAAGCUGAGCAGUGAAAAGAUCGAGUUUGCGACGGUGGGACAGACGGAGGAUGGCAGAAUCUACCACAGGCUGUGGAGCGCCGACGAGAUCACGGCGCUGCUAAAGGAGCAUGACUUGGCCAAGAGCGAGGACACGGAGGAGAAAUAA